UUGCUGUAUUCAGUGGAACGUAUCCAGCGGGCAAUAGGAGCAGCAGAUUUCCAUUCAGAAAUUGCUUCAGAACAUAACACGUAUCACAAUCCAUGUCGGUCUAUUCAUCCCUUCCAGUUUCCACCGUCAAGGGAAGAAUCGUUCGAGCCUGCCCGCAACUUUGUUCUGUCCCUCCCAAUAGGGGUUGCAGAUGAAGUGUUUGAUUAUUUUACGCAAUGAACGAAUUUGGGUUUCAUUCUGAUUCUAUACUUGGGCCUUUUUGAAUAGACUCCUUGGCUCUUGAAAACUUCUUGAUUCUAGUUGGGCAAAAUGGAUGAGGAGUCUCACAGGGUUGUGUUGAAUCUGUAUGACCUCAGCCGCGGAUUGGCUCGACAGUUCUCCGCGACAUUGUUAGGGAAACCCAUGGAAGGCAUAUGGCACACUGGCAUUGUAGUGUAUGGCAACGAAUACUACUAUGGUGCUGGAAUACAACAAACUCUUUCGGGAAAUACACCAUUUGGAACGCCAAUCUGUGUCAUGGAGUUGGGUUUCACACAUGUUCCGGAAGAUGUCUUCGAAGCGUAUUUGAUCGAAAUCAGCCCUCGUUAUACAGCUGAAACUUACAGUUUGCUGGGUCACAAUUGCAACAACUUUAGUAAUGAGGUUGCUCAGUUUUUAGUUGGCUCAACCAUCCCAGAUUAUAUUCUGCAGCUUCCCAAUGAAGUUUCCAACAGUCCCAUUGGCAGACUCAUGUUGCCAAUGAUUCAGAACCUCGAAACAACUUUGAAAUCUGGUGCAGUUCCUAAAAUUCCAGAGGUUAGCAGUAGACAACCUACUUCAAGUUCAGCUUCUAUACCAUUCUUGGAUUCUAAUGUUGGAGAAUUAGGCGGCGAUGGUGUUGGGCUGAAUUCGACAUCUCUGGCUGUAGAGCCUGAUGCAGAGGCUGGGCAGCAGAAGUUGGCUGGGAAGACAGUUGAUGAAACCCUGCUCAGGGAUGCUCGAGCCGUGAUACGAGACACUAUCAGCCGUGAAUUUGCAUCAAUCGUGGUGAGCGGGAAGUUCCGUGCAAGAGAAGCUGCUACACUUGCAGCUAGGAGAGUGAUGAACAGAUAUGGUAAUAGUAAUACAAGUUCGUCAGCAUCACAGGAUUAGAAGGUAUUAAAGGCCAUCCUUCUCCCUCCAAUGUGGUUCAGGGAUGCAAGUAGUUAAAAUUUUGCAUGCACAGGGAAUAUUAUUGAAAUAAUAACUGCUAAUCUGCUAAGAUUAAACAUAAUAAGCUCGUCUAAUAACAACUUCGUUUUUAGUCUUGGAAUGCUGAAGAGAGACGUUAUCGAACGGGAUCCAGCCUCAAGUUGCUACAUGCAUUUCGACUCGAAGGAAAUAUGAGUUGUUUUGAUUAUGAGUA
Messenger RNA from Momordica charantia (bitter melon), 1384 nucleotides. The record is from RefSeq and is a predicted model, not a curated record. Lineage: Eukaryota; Viridiplantae; Streptophyta; Magnoliopsida; Cucurbitales; Cucurbitaceae.